This is a messenger RNA of Akanthomyces muscarius, 1443 nucleotides long. RefSeq lists its product as uncharacterized. Gene Ontology annotation, molecular function: acetyltransferase activity; lipoic acid binding. Bases 1 to 1443 code for a protein of 480 amino acids. The record is from RefSeq and is a predicted model, not a curated record. NCBI's taxonomy places the organism in Eukaryota, Fungi, Ascomycota, Sordariomycetes, Hypocreales, Cordycipitaceae. The transcript is spliced from 2 exons. Gene Ontology annotation, cellular component: cytoplasm; mitochondrion.
AUGUUCCUCCAGCGUGGAUCGAGAGCCCUCCGCUCGCAAUGGGGAGCUUCCAAGGCCGUCGGCCGCGUCGCCAUGGGCAAAACACCACAGUCCGGGGUCCCCAGAUGGUUCUCCGAGUCCAGACGCUUGUGCGCAAUCAAGCCUGUCUUGCUGGCGGAUAUCGGUGAAGGAAUCGUCGAAUGCGAGGUCAUCCAGUGGUUCGUCGAGCCCGGCGCCCGCGUCGAGGAAUUCUCCCCGCUCUGCGAGGUCCAGAGCGACAAGGCCUCGGUCGAAAUCACCUCGCGCUUCACCGGCACCGUCAAGAAGCUCUACUACGAGGCCGGCGAGAUGGCCAAGGUCGGCAAGCCCUUUGUCGACAUUGACAUUCAGGGCGGCGCCGCAGAUGCAGAGGCACCCCCCGCCAAGGAGGCAGCGCCCUCAGCUCCCGCCCCGGCCGAGGCCCAGUCUCCUGCGCCGGCCCCCGUCUCUACUCCUACAGAAUCGCCCGCCGCGGCGGCAGCGCCGCCAAAGCAAAAGGGCAAGGGCGCCGCCAUCUCGACGCCCGCGGUGCGCCACCUCUCCAAGGAGCGCAACGUUGACAUCAACGACAUUGACGGCACCGGCAGGGACGGCCGCGUCACCAAGGAGGACAUUCUCAAGUUUGUCCAGAACAGAGACGCCGGGCCGGCGGCACCCGCUUCGGCGGCGCCGACCGACUCCGCCGUACAGACGGAGACGCGACAGCCGCUCACGACGACGCAGCAGAUGAUGUUCAAGAGCAUGUCGCGCUCCCUCACCAUCCCCCACUUUCUCUACGCCGACGAGGUCGACUUCUCGGACCUCGUCAGCCUGCGCGGCCGCCUCAACAAGGUCCUCGCCAAGACGCCGGCCGAGGGCGGCGCGCUCUCCAAGCUGUCCUACCUGCCCUUCAUCAUCAAGGCCGUCUCCCUGGCGCUGUACCAGUUCCCGAUCCUCAACGCGCGCGUCGAGCUCGACGCCGCCAGCAACAACAAGCCCUCGCUAGUCAUGCGCUCCCAGCACAACAUCGGCGUCGCCAUGGACGCCCCGCAGGGCCUGGUCGUGCCCGUCAUAAAAAACGUCGGCAGCCUCAACAUCGUCGCCAUCGCCGCCGAGCUCAACCGCCUGCAGGCGCUCGCCCAGCAGGGUAAGCUGGCCCCCGCCGACAUGGCCGGCGGCACCAUCACCGUCUCCAACAUUGGCAACAUUGGCGGCACCUACCUCAGCCCCGUUAUUGUCGAGCGCGAGGUCGCCAUCCUCGGCAUCGGCCGCAUGCGCACCGUCCCCGCGUUUGACGAGCACGACAACAUCGUCAAGAAGCAGAUUUGCAACUUUAGCUGGAGCGCCGACCACCGCGUCGUCGACGGCGCGACCAUGGCCCGCGCGGCCGACGUUGUCCGCAGCGUCGUCGAGGAGCCCGACGUCAUGGUCAUGCAUCUCCGCUAA